Molecule: messenger RNA, 705 nt
Organism: Ostreobium quekettii
Lineage: Eukaryota; Viridiplantae; Chlorophyta; Ulvophyceae; Bryopsidales; Ostreobiaceae
Source: the annotation of a GenBank genome assembly
AUGUCCGGCCGCAUAGCGGGUGCCGUUAGGAAGUUUUCAAAGAAAAACCUCGGAUCUACCGAAGACUCAGCCGAAAUUGCUUCAGGAGGUGGAGGCAGACGUCUUGGCGAUGCACAGCAACAUGGCUCCUUCAAUGCACUCGAGAUCCUGGACGGUGGUGGCGGAGGGGAGAAAGGCAGAAAGAGGAAACCCAAAAAGGAGGCUAGGAAGAGAUCCCCAAGAGCUGGUGGCAGCAAGCUUGGAAAUAUUGGGAGUGUGGCCGGCUCCACUGUGUCUGGCAUGGUGGGCAGCCUCAUGUAUAUGGCUCCAGAAGUUGUUCGUGGUGAGAAGUAUGACGAGAAGGUCGACGUGUUCGGCUUUGGCGUCAUCAUGUACGAACUGUUUCGCAUGGAGCUCACGAUCGUCCGGGUGCUGUCGGGGUGCGCCACAGCGGGCGAGAUGGAAGUCAAGAUGCAGAGAUACGCCCACAGUGUGUCCAGGGGCCACAGGGAGGCAAUCCCCGCCCACUGGCCGUCAGCCAUCAAAGAAUUGAUCCAGCAAUCCUGGUGCCAUGACCCGAGGCAGAGGCCCAGUAUUGGCCUCGUCCUGGACAAGCUGGCAAAGAUUGCCAGCUCUGGGGAGGUGGAGGAACUGGAUGCCCAGGUGGAUGUCGAGCUGACAAUGGAUCAACGGUCGUCGAACUGUCAGUGCUGUGUCGUCAGCUAA